Messenger RNA from Styela clava, 1071 nucleotides. RefSeq lists its product as uncharacterized. The record is from RefSeq and is a predicted model, not a curated record. Lineage: Eukaryota; Metazoa; Chordata; Ascidiacea; Stolidobranchia; Styelidae. Gene Ontology annotation, cellular component: intracellular anatomical structure.
AUAUAGUACGUGAAGAUUGCUGCCAUAUAAAAGAAAAUUUUCAAAGUGGACAAACACAUUAUUUUUGGACGACGACGAUGAUGCUGCCGAAGUUAUUUACAAUUUUUUGUUUGGUUGUUUUAGCGAUCAAUGUUCAUGAAGGUACAGGAAUAAAACUGACCGCAAAGUACUGGAUUGACAAAUUCAACAUGGAUAUUAAUAUCGAGGGAGGUUGGUACACUGAAAUAUAUAGAAGUACGGAAAAAAUAGAUCAUCUUCCAGAAAGAUAUGGAGCAAACGCAACUAGAGUCUUUGGCACACAUAUUUACUACCUACUGGAGAAUAAAGACUUUUCUCUGUUCCAUCGACUAAAAUCGGAUGAGCUGUGGCAUUUUUAUCACGGGGCGAGAUUAACCCUUUUCGUCAUUGAUCAUGUGACUGGCGAACUUACGCGUCAUUAUCUCGGAAAGUCGGCCAAAAACUUUGUAGUUGCAGUCAAACAAGGUGACUGGUACGCCGCACGCUUGACAUAUCCAGGUGAAGGAAAAUACUCUCUUCUUGGAAUCACGGUCUCUCCUGGGUUUGAAAUUGAAGAUUAUUACCAACCAACGACUGAAGAAUUGAUUACGAUGUAUCCCAAACACAAGAAAGUUAUCAAGUCAUUGACGAGAGAGUAGCAGGAGAGCUAAUUAUACAAAAUUAUAAAAUGUAUAUGGUGGCAAGCAAAUAAAAAAAUUUCAUCAUUUCAAUUAGCGAGCGUUUUCUCAAAAAAAUGUUUCAAAUAUACUUUAUGUACCAUCUUUAUUUACAGCUGAAAAUGAUUGUUGGAAUCAUUCGCAAUACUAGCUAAAACCGUCCAACAUGUCCAAUCUUCUACCAGUUGGUAAAAUGGUUUUGGCUUGAACAAUUCUUUUUUCAAUUCAAUUGAAGACUUUGCUUACGUUAGGAAGCUGUCAAACUCUUAUUUGCAGUCGUCGCGACAUUUCAAUUUUAGUUAUAGUAAUAAUUUAUGUUAAAAGAGAAUCUUGAGUUGCUUUGAUUUGACAAACUUUAUCAAUAUCUGCAAUAAAAGAAUUCACUAAUACAUACAAA